GGGCCGGGUCACUCGGGUGGAGUCUUCGGACAGCUGGUGCAGCAGAUCGAAGGAAACUUCGCUUCGCUUCAGUCAUGGCCUGUGGUCUGGUCGCAAGCAACCUGAAUCUCAAACCUGGAGAGUGUCUCAGAGUUCGGGGCGAUGUGGCCCCCGACGCCAAGAGCUUUGUGCUGAACCUGGGGAAAGACAGCGACAACCUGUGCCUGCACUUCAACCCCCGUUUCAAUGCCCACGGGGACUCUAACACUAUCGUGUGCAACAGCAAAGAUGGUGGAGCCUGGGGGACUGAGCACCGGGAGCCUGCCUUCCCCUUCCAGCCCGGGAGCACCGUGGAGGUGUGCAUCACCUUUGACCAGGCUGACCUGACCAUCAAGCUGCCAGAUGGACAUGAGUUCAAGUUCCCCAACCGCCUCAACAUGGAGGCCAUCAACUACAUGGCGGCGGAUGGCGACUUCAAGAUCAAGUGUGUGUCCUUUGAGUGAUGCCAGCCCGCCCAUAGGCCUCAAUAAAGGCAGCUGCAUCUGCCUCCCACAACCCA
This is a messenger RNA of Onychomys torridus (southern grasshopper mouse), 538 nucleotides long. RefSeq names its product galectin 1 (gene Lgals1). The transcript is spliced from 4 exons. Gene Ontology annotation, molecular function: laminin binding; carbohydrate binding. NCBI's taxonomy places the organism in Eukaryota, Metazoa, Chordata, Mammalia, Rodentia, Cricetidae. Bases 75 to 482 code for a protein of 135 amino acids. The record is from RefSeq and is a predicted model, not a curated record.